AUGCGUACCGCAUCCCUUCUUUCACUUCUGCCAUUGGCACUUGCCGCUCCUUCACAUACCAAAAGGGAAUUACCCGCUCCUGUUCUCAGGCCCCGUAAUGCGCAGCUAGUCGAGGGGAAGUACAUCGUGAAGAUGUACGGUGAUACCAAGUCUGAGGCCAUGGAGUCUGCCAUUCAGGUCUUCACUGCGGACCCUGACCAUGUUUACACUUCGAACAAGUUCAACGGCUUCGCCUCCUCUUUGAGUGCCGCAGAAGUUGAAGCCUUGCAGAAUGACCCCAACGUGGAAUACAUUGAACAGAAUGCCAUCAUGACCAUCAAGGCUACACAGCAGAAUGCCGACUGGGGCCUCGCACGCCUGUCGAGCGCAAAACCCGGCGGCACCACUUACACGUAUGACGAAAGUGCAGGAGAGGGGACUUGCGCCUACGUUGUCGAUACUGGCAUCGACACUACUCAUGCGGAAUUCGAAGGCCGAGCCAAGUGGCUAGCCAACUACGCCGACAAAGACGACACGGAUGGUCAGGGCCAUGGCACUCACUGCGCUGGCACCAUAGGUUCCAAGACCUACGGCGUGGCCAAGAAGAUCAAGCUCUUUGCCGUCAAGGUCCUGGAUUCUGAAGGCUCGGGAACCAAUGCCGACGUGAUCGCCGGAAUGGACUUCGUCGUCAAGGACGCUCCGGGCCAAGAGUGCCCCAACGGCAUCGUCGUCAACAUGUCGCUAGGCGGCGAAGUGUCCACAGCCGUCAACGAGGCUGCGGCCGCUAUUGUGGAUGCUGGUAUCUUUCUGUCAGUAGCGGCUGGGAAUGAAGCCGCGGACGCAAAGACGUCGUCGCCUGCUUCGGAGCAAUCCGCGUGCACAGUAGGCGCAACGACAGUCGACGAUGAACUGGCCGAGUACUCCAACUUCGGCACAUUGGUGGACAUCCUGGCCCCUGGCACCGAUAUCAAGAGCACCUGGCCUGGUGGCAAGACGAAUACUAUUUCUGGCACUUCCAUGGCAAGUCCCCACAUCGCCGGCCUCGCCGCUUACUUUUUGGGCCUUGGCUCUGCACCAAGGGAACCUGUUGCGCUAUGCAGCUACAUUGGGCGGAGCUCGGUCCAGGGUGUCAUUUCGGGUGUACCCAGCGGCACCAAGAACUUGUUGGCCAACAACGGAGAGGGUAGCGGUGGUAACGGAACUUCGGUCGCGAAGAGACGCAUCCCGAGGGCUGUCUCGCUGCGAGAUGCUGUUGCAUCACCUCCGUGA
Pseudomassariella vexata is the source of this 1248-nucleotide messenger RNA. RefSeq names its product subtilase. The transcript is spliced from 5 exons. Gene Ontology annotation, molecular function: serine-type endopeptidase activity. The coding region runs from base 1 to 1248 and encodes 415 amino acids. Lineage: Eukaryota; Fungi; Ascomycota; Sordariomycetes; Amphisphaeriales; Pseudomassariaceae. The record is from RefSeq and is a predicted model, not a curated record. Gene Ontology annotation, biological process: proteolysis.